AUGACAUUUGGAUCACCAACCAUUCAAUCGCGUCAUUCAUCAGUUCAAGAACCUCAUCCCUCGCCCACAUCUGCUAUAUUCGCAGGCAUAGACGAUGAGCUUCGGGAUGCCUGGCGUGUUCAUUCUCAUGGCCAAGAAGAAGAUCUCAGAUAUGCCCUUGAUCGUGUAAUCAAGAGAGUGGAAGAGCUAUCGUCCUUGCUCAAGAUCGCGUACAAGACUCAAGCUGAACUAGAGACAUCAUUGAGCGUCGCAAAGUCUAAUUUACAACUGAUGAUGUCCAACAAUGAGAUGCUUGAGGAAGCUCUCAAACGUGAAACCCCCUGCAGCGCGAAAGAUGUUGGGUGGCGGCGCUGGAGUGCACGAGAAGCGCAGAACAUGCAACGUGUAUCAGAAGAACAUCGAAGGAGUCUCGAUUAUGGCCCUUUGAACGACUCGGGCGCACCGUCCCACCCCGAGAGUGCUCCAUCAGUUGUUGUCAAUGGUACAGAGCCAUCUCCAACUACCCCUUCUCUGGCGACUUCAUCUACAGCUUCCCAGAAUAACCAGGAGGGUCGUUUCUUCAGAUUCAGGUUCAAUAGUGGAUCUAAGCCUCCCGUUGUCAAUUCUAUUCAACAACACUCUUCUCAUUUAACGUCACCUUCCUUGCCAACUCUUGUAGCAAGUACGAGAGAAAAAGAACUUUUGGAGCUUCAAGAGCAGCUUGAACGGGAACGCCUUGCACAUACAUUAGCGAAUGCACAGAAGGCUGCUAUUGAAGCUGAGCUAGAGUCCUUAUCACAAGCACUCUUUGAGGAGGCAAACAAGAUGGUUGCGACUGAGCGCAUUAAACGCGCUGAGACAGAGGAAGAACUACAAGAAGUACGGCUAGAGAAGGAUGCACUCAAGGAAGCACUGCGGCUGAUCGAAGGCGAAAAUGGUCGACUUCGGGGUGUGCAGAGCUCUGCAGGAGGGGUACCAGAUAAAACUCCACAACUGCCAUCUUCACAUUCUCGAAGUUCUUCGCGAGACGCAAUAAAGUCUCCGCCGACAUCUCCUUCACCCUCGUCUCCGGCUGUUGAUGAUGUUACUGUACCCUUGGCGCUUCCACCAAGUGCCGCCUCAUUUACCUCAGACAAUCCGGAGCAUCUCACAGAUUUCACCCUUGAGCCAGCACCGAAACCUACAUCUGCAGCGUCUCACCGGAAAACGCAAUCCGUGGAGAAAGCGAUCUCCAACCAUGCAGACAAUUCUCCUCCCCUGGGUUUGGGCUUCGCCAGCCCGACGUCAGUAUCCUUUAUACCUGAUGAACCAUCCCCUUGGAACUGAUCUUAGUACAUAUCUUGAAGUUUGUUGAAUAUUCACUUUUUAUUACUGUAGCCAUAGGAAUCUUCAUUAGGUAUUCCUCCCAUCGCAGCGAACAGAAUUGUUGACGUAGUAUUUGCCACCGGCCAACCUACUACUAUAGAGGUGAUACAGUAGCCAUUUCUAUGGUGAAAUUAAUAAUCUGAAGCUGGAUGCAAUAGCAUUACUUACUACUUACAAACUUUCGGGAUCUGGAAUAGCCUAGUUGAACCCUUCAUAGAAUAGUUUGCGG
Molecule: messenger RNA, 1573 nt
Organism: Suillus plorans
Lineage: Eukaryota; Fungi; Basidiomycota; Agaricomycetes; Boletales; Suillaceae
Exons: 4
Coding region: 1-1305 (434 amino acids)
Biological process (GO): exocytosis
Cellular component (GO): cell tip; Golgi to plasma membrane transport vesicle
Molecular function (GO): guanyl-nucleotide exchange factor activity
Source: RefSeq, a predicted model, not a curated record